CGCCCUUGUUAUGUGGACGGGGUGAUGGUUGCCAUCGCGGACGCUCGCUACGAAACAUCCAAUGACAACUCCCUCAUUGAUACGGUGGCGAAGUACAGCGUGGACGAUGGGGAGACGUGGGAGACCCAAAUUGCCAUCAAGAACAGUCGUGCAUCGUCUGUUUCUCGUGUGGUGGAUCCCACAGUGAUUGUGAAGGGCAACAAGCUUUACGUACUGGUUGGAAGCUACAAUAGUUCGAGGAGCUACUGGACGUCGCAUGGUGAUGCGAGAGACUGGGAUAUUCUGCUUGCCGUUGGUGAGGUCACGAAGUCCACUGCGGGCGGCAAGAUAACUGCGAGUAUCAAAUGGGGGAGCCCCGUGUCACUGAAGGAAUUUUUCCCGGCGGAAAUGGAAGGAAUGCACACAAAUCAAUUUCUUGGCGGUGCAGGUGUUGCCAUUGUGGCGUCCAACGGGAAUCUUGUGUACCCUGUGCAGGUUACGAACAAAAGGAAGCAAGUUUUUUCUAAGAUCUUCUACUCGGAAGAUGAUGGCAAGACGUGGAAGUUUGGGAAGGGUAGGAGCGAUUUUGGCUGCUCUGAACCUGUGGCCCUUGAGUGGGAGGGGAAGCUCAUCAUAAACACUCGAGUUGACUAUCGCCGCCGUCUGGUGUACGAGUCCAGUGACAUGGGGAAUUCGUGGGUGGAGGCUGUCGGCACGCUCUCACGUGUGUGGGGCCCCUCACCAAAAUCGAACCAGCCCGGCAGUCAGAGCAGCUUCACUGCCGUGACCAUCGAGGGAAUGCGUGUUAUGCUCUUCACACACCCGCUGAAUUUUAAGGGAAGGUGGCUGCGCGAGCGACUGAACCUCUGGCUAACGGAAUCGACCACCGUCUGGACCAGCCGCGUAUCGCUGGGGCGUGGUUGUGACACUUGCUGCCGCAGCUUUUUUGCCGCGCUUGGGCUGCAAGCGCCGGAAAAAGGCUCGAAUACUUUUGUAGCGCGUCCUUGGUAA
Molecule: messenger RNA, 990 nt
Organism: Trypanosoma cruzi
Lineage: Eukaryota; Euglenozoa; Kinetoplastea; Trypanosomatida; Trypanosomatidae
Product: trans-sialidase, putative
Exons: 1
Biological process (GO): oligosaccharide catabolic process; ganglioside catabolic process
Cellular component (GO): cytoplasm; intracellular membrane-bounded organelle; membrane
Molecular function (GO): exo-alpha-sialidase activity
Source: RefSeq, a predicted model, not a curated record